AUCUCUUGAAGGCAUUCAAUGCUCCAUGCCAGUAAAUGAUGGGUUAAAAGCAGUCUCUCUCAGAUAGCUGGACAAGCGUCAGGGAGGUAGCUGCUGAAUUGCUAUAUUUGUAACGGGUGGAAACAGAGAACGGCGUUACCUGGGGCCGCUUGCAGACCAUUGACUUUUUACCCAAGAAUGACGAAAGGAGCAACGUCAACGUUGACACUCGUCUGGGCACUGGUGACGAUGUCUCUGCAUCCGGAAGCAAGAGUUGCCAAGGAAUGCACAAAUCCUGAAAGCCAGAAAUGCCCCACCCUAUGCGCUUGUAGCUUUGAUGACUGCAAUGACGAUGUGAGUGUCUACUGUAGUGUACGGAACCUUACAAGCCUGCCUGAAGAUGUGCCCAGAAGUACAAGGAUGCUGUGGCUGGAUGGGAACAAUUUCACGACUUUGCCAGCUCUUGCUUUCAGGAACCUUUCCAGCCUGGAAUUUCUUAACCUUCAGGGCAGCCAGUUGUCAGGUAUUGAACAACAUGCCUUCCAUGGCUUGGAAGGGCUGUACUCUUUGCUCCUUGAACGCAAUCGGCUGAAGUCACUGACACCCAAUAUCUUCCUCCACCUUCAGAAUCUGGCUUCUUUGCGUCUCAACAACAACCAGUUUAGCAAGAUUGAAGAAGGUGUAUUUGCUGGGCUUUCCAAUCUCUGGUAUUUGAAUCUAGGGUGGAACUCCUUGGUGGUCCUACCAGACAAAGUGUUUCAUGACCUACCCAAUUUAAGGGAGAUGGUCCUGGCUGGAAACAAGCUGCACUAUCUCCAACACCAGUUGUUUUAUAGCCUCAGUGAGUUGAGAGAACUUGAUCUGAGUUGGAAUUCCCUCAAAGGCAUCAAAGGUAACAUCUUCACAAAGCUUCAAAAGUUGCUGAAACUUUACCUGAAUCAGAACCAAAUUAAUGCCAUUGCUCCACGGGCCUUUGUGGGUAUGAAAUCUUUGAGAUGGUUGGAUCUCUCCCACAACCGUCUUGCUACACUUUUUGAAGACACGUUCCUGGGUCUUUCGAGCCUGCAUGUCUUGCGUCUCUCCAGCAAUUCCAUCGUUAGUUUGAGCCCAAGGACUUUUAAAGACCUGCAAUUCCUGGAAGAAUUGCAGCUAGGAAACAAUAAGAUUCGUAGCUUACUUGAAAAGAGCUUUGACAAAUUGGGUCAGUUGGAAGUUCUUACUCUAAAUGACAACCAGAUUCAGGAGAUCAGGACUGGGGCAUUCCUUGGACUUUCAAAUGUGGCAGUGAUGAACCUUUCAGGGAAUUGCCUUAUGACCCUUCCUGAUUUCACUUUCAGGGGUCUUAGCCAGCUCCACAGCCUUCAUCUGGAAAACUGCUGUCUCACAAGGAUCAGGCCACAAAUGUUUUCUGAUCUCUCCAGUCUGCGAAGGCUCUUUUUACGAUUCAAUACCAUCUCCGUAAUUGAAGAUCACAGCCUGAAUGAUUUACAUGACCUCCUUGAUCUGGAUCUCAAGCACAAUCAGCUGAGUAGCCUGUCCUCAAAUCAGUUUGCAGGCCUGAGGAAUCUUGAGUAUCUCCUUCUUUCCUUCAAUCAGCUGGUAGAAAUCUCUCCUGAAGCCUUUGCCCCAUUGUUGCGUCUCUCCUGGCUUGAUCUCUCCAACAACCUCUUGGAGACGCUGGACAGCAGCGUCUUUGCAUCUUUCUCAAAACUGUCUUAUCUGAAUGUCAGGAACAAUUCUCUAAGAACCUUCUCAGUGGAUUGGCUCAGCCCCUCACCUACAUUAGUUCAGCUAUGGCUAGAAGGGAACAAAUGGGACUGUAAUUGCUCUCUCAAGGGACUUCGAGACUUUGCUCUGGAGCAGCCCGGUGUGGUUCUGCGGUACACACAAUCCAUUACAGAAGGGGAAGCACCUGAAUAUACCUACAACAAUAUCACUUGCCUUAGCCCAGCAGAAGUGGUAGGACUUGAUCUACGGGAUAUUCAAGAAGACCAUUUUGUUGAUUGUUAAGUAUUUGUCAUCUUCUCGCUUCCUAAGAAACUUUCUUUCUAUGUAGCCAGUACAGAUGCAAUGUUCUGAAUUCUAUGAUUUGACUAAAUGCAUUUGUCCCUGUAGAAUUCAAGUAAUUCCCUUGCUUGUACCCUGAACAGGGAGAGAAUGGGUUUACAUUUUUUUUAAGUCGUUAUUUCAGAGCAUAUAUUAUUUUUCUGAACCUGGGAAGUUGAAGCAGUAGCCCAAAAGGCAAUGGCAAACCUUCUGCAUGGACUGGGCAGGUCUGUGAAGUCAACAGGAGUCAAGCAGAACUUGAGGGAGUCCUCAGUCACCACAAGUGGCAACAAGGACUUAAGUGUCCUUGGCUGAACUCAAAAAAGCUAUCAGGGCAGACCUUAGUACUUGGUUGGGAGUCCAGCAGGCAUUUGUAGAGCUGUAGAUCAGACUGGGAAGUUAAACAAAACAACUCAGAAGGUGACAAACUAUUUCCCUAUUGCUUUCAAGAAAACUGCAUGGACUUCUUCAUCCAGUCACCCAAAAUAAAGUUUGACUUGAUGGAGACAUUAUCUUAGCAUGUAGGAAAAUAAAUAUCAAGUAAUGUUCAGUAUCACAGAGUGGCAUCAAUUGCAACUUCUUUAAAUAUACUUAAGCCUUUAGGUCUCAAAUAUUCCAGUAAGUUGGUUAAUACUUCCUUUUAUUCCUCCCCCUUUUAAAGCAUUUUCUGGAUUUUUUACUGGCUCUGGGGUGGGGUGGGGAAAACUAGAGGGGAGUAUGGAUGUUGCCAUGCUGCUUUCUCACAAUGGCAACUUGGAAACAGGGUUUUUCAAACUGGGUUCUGCAACAACUUGAUAGGCUCCAUAACUGAGGGCGAAAGGAAAAAAGAAAUUCAAGUAAUUUUGAUAUAUAAAUUUGCCUAAGUAAAUUACAAGCAGCACAACUUUCAUUUUAUUGGCAGUUUUCUAUCACUACAGCUUUGUCUCUUGAUCAGGGGUUCUGAGAAUUUUACUAACAGGUUCUGUAACCUGAAAAAGUUUGAAAACCCCUGCUUUGGAGCAUUGUGGAAAAUUAGACCAAAGCUAUCAGGGCCCAUUUGGAGGAUUGCUUGGUGUGCAAGAUAAGGGAAAAAUGUUAUGUAUGGAGGCUGCUGAUAUAGACAGGUGUCUCAGCAACACCAUUUUGCUGAGAACCCUUCAAAUUCAGCAUCGGGCUUCUGGCAAUUCUCAACUAGGCAUGCCACCAUCUUUGAGUGUUGUCAUGCUGUAGAAACAAAAAUGGAACUGAACAGUAAACUAGUUCAUCGCUGAGUUCAUACAACACCCUUAGACAGGAAAGAAAAAUGAAACGCCGUAACCAAGCUUAGUAUAUUGAGCAAAUGCAGCCAUUACUGUAUGCUUGUUACCUAACCUGAUUAAGUUUAUUAUGCAAACGCUGCCAUAAAGUAGUUCACUCUGCAAUUCCAUUUUUGGUUUUGUUGCAUGAUAGGCCAUGUAUGGUUCAACUGAUUGUGCAAACCCAGAAAUUCUAUACUACGUAACUUUAUGCAUCAUUAAUUGUCUUGUAGGGCCAGAAGAGGAAAAAUAACUAUUUGGUCUUCCAGAACAUUCUCUUUAGAGCCUUUAGUGUAAAUUUAAGCAGCUGUAAGAUAAAGAUCUGUUGAUAAAUUAUACAUGAUUUAUAAGGAAAUAGCGAUCUUCCCAGUGUGUUAUGUGGCUGUACUUGACUGUAGUAACCCCAAUCAUGCCUAGCCAUAUAGACUAGGGAUAAAAAUUCCUUUUUGAAACGUCUAGACGGAUAUCUGGUUGGGAAAAGUAAGUAGAGGAUCAUGUACUCACUAAGUUCUGAACUCUAAGUCUCUCUUCUAGAAUUUUCUUGUCUUCCCUGAAAUAUCCUAACCUUAAUUUACCGGCAUUUCCAUUUUCUCUAGAGUCUCUCUUAUCCUGUCCUCGCUACUUGUGGGUUAUUCUUUCUUGCCCUUUUGGAGCUUCUGACUCAGCUCUUUCAUAGUUUCUAGCAGUUUCUCUCAUCUGGAUGGAAAUUAAAAGGAAAUAUUAGGGAUUCUCCCUUUUGCUAUCAUAGGUGUUAGUCCUGCGUUUCUCAGGACUCUUUUGUGAAAAUUAAAGGCUAUAUGUCAUCGGGUGAGUACUGCAGUAUGCCUUCCUGGGCAUUUAUAUCCCUGCUUUGUAAGAGAGACAAACAACAGCACAAUGUAAAUAUACAGAAUGUGGAAGUGAGAUGCUUAAAAUAGAGAGGAAAGGUCAGUAACCCUGAGAGGAAUCCGCAAACUGCAUUUCUUGAUAAUCCCUAUAUAAUCAAGUCAGACUGUGUAGUUUUCUAAAUCAUUACCUGAGGGGAGGCUCUCUGUAAUACAAUUUGCAUUUAGCACU
This is a messenger RNA of Python bivittatus (Burmese python), 4355 nucleotides long. It is a transcript of the gene IGFALS, whose product is annotated as insulin like growth factor binding protein acid labile subunit. The record is from RefSeq and is a predicted model, not a curated record. Gene Ontology annotation, molecular function: protein binding. NCBI's taxonomy places the organism in Eukaryota, Metazoa, Chordata, Lepidosauria, Squamata, Pythonidae.